Tachysurus vachellii is the source of this 2529-nucleotide messenger RNA. Its product is annotated as zinc finger protein ZFP2-like. NCBI's taxonomy places the organism in Eukaryota, Metazoa, Chordata, Actinopteri, Siluriformes, Bagridae. The transcript has 9 exons. Gene Ontology annotation, cellular component: nucleus. The record is from RefSeq and is a predicted model, not a curated record. Bases 165 to 2438 code for a protein of 757 amino acids. Gene Ontology annotation, molecular function: DNA binding; histone methyltransferase activity; protein binding.
AAAACAACAACAGCUACAAGUCGAAGAAGGAAUACACCGCUGUUUGACUGAAUUAAUUCUCUGUACGUGAAAAUAUUUCUGAAAGGAUUCCAUAGGAAAAAAAAAUCUGAACAAGUUAAGAUUUGCAUCCACGCACGAUAAUUGCAGCCUUUAGGUGUCUUAUAAUGGAAACAGCAGAGCUUUGUGGGGAUGUGAAGACUGAGUCUUGCAUUACUUCAGAUGGCGGGACAUCGAGCUCUGUGGGGUUCAUCAUCCUUGUGGAUGAACAGAAGCCUAUAAAAAAGGAAGAACCUGAAGAUGAAGGUUAUUCAUGUGGAGGCACAUCAAGCCCUGUAGGAUGUGCCAUGACUACUGACCAACACACUGCAGGAUUCCAGAAGAAAUCUAUAAAAGAGGAAGAACCUGAAGAUGAUGAGUUCCUCUAUGAGACCGACAGCUCCCGUCCUGGUGGUGAUGAUGAUGAUGAUGGCGGUGAUGAGCAUCCCUGGCCUCAUCUUUCUCGGAUAUUCAGCUACCAAAGCAGAAAGAGGCAAAGCAUCAUGAUGAGCUGCAAGCUCUGUCUUCCAAAGAAUGUGGAAAUAUCCGCAUUUCACAACUCUUCAUCUAACUUACGCAAACACGUUGAGAGAAAGCACCCACAAAAAAUGAAAGAUUAUGAAAACUGCAUUGCUCAACGAAGGAAGAGAAAGGAGACUCCAUGUUCCAGUAAUUCAAGCAAGCAAUGCAGAAUUGAUCAGGUGAUAUCAGGAGGAGCCAAACAAGUGCCUCAGUCCACAGUAGAUAAGCUGGUGAUCAACUUUAUUUGUGAAGGCCUUCAGCCAUUCUCAGUUGUUGAACAACCUGCCUUCAAGACCCUGAUUAACACUCUUCAGCCUGGUGCGACUGUGAUGUCAAGACCAACUGUGCGUUUGAGAAUUCAAGAAGCAGCUAUGCAUGUCAAAAAAGCCAUAACAGCUAGGCUUAGCAAAGUGGAGUUUGUCUCAACAACAGCGGACUGUUGGAGUGUGAGGCAGGGGAGCUACAUCGGGGUCACUUGUCACUGGAUUGAAGAGGAGACGCUAGAGCGGAAAUCUGUCGCUUUAGCUUGCAAACGCCUCAGAGGCCACCAUACGUUUGAUAUUCUUGCGUCUUCCCUUGAUGAAAUCCACAGCCAAUAUCACAUCCGUGAUAAGAUUGUAAGAACAACUACAGACAGUGGGUCUAAUUUUUUGAAGGCCUUUAAAGUGUUUGGGGUGCCGGAAGAGACAGCAGCUGACCAUGAAACUGAUGAUGACACUGAAGAUGAAGAGGAAGCAGAGUAUCAUGACAUGUUCUCCAUUUUGGAAGCUGAUACAGGUUUAGAAUAUCACCUUCCAAAUCACCAGCGAUGUGCAUGUCACCUGUUGAACCUGGUGGCAACAACAGAUGCUUCUGUGGCUGAAACCCAGAAUGCAACCUACAGGAAGCUAUCACGCUCUGCUUUUUCUAAGUGCCAUGCUUUGUGGAACAAAUCUGCACGAUCUUCAACAGCUACUGACGUAGUGGAUGCUGGUUGCCACCUGCAAUUUAUAAGACCAAACCAAACCCGAUGGUGUUCGCUAUACCUGGCUGUCGAAAGGGUGGUCCGUAUAAUGAAAGAUCAAGGUGAGGAGGCGAUUCGGAAUGUGUGUGGAGCAUUCAAAUUAAACAUGUUGAACCCAGCUGAGAUUGCCUUUCUGGCUGAAUAUGUAGCAGUGAUGAAGCCUGUAACAUCAGCACUCAACGUCCUACAGUCUGAAAACAACACCCACAUGGGAUGUAUGCUUCCGACUGUGUUCCAGCUAAGGAAGAAGCUGCAGAGAAUGGAGGCCACCAGUAAAUUAUGUUUACCACUGCUGCAAGCAUUACAAGAAGGCCUUGACAAGAGAUUUGGAGAAAUGAUGAAAGACCCUGAACUAAUUGCAGCAGCGAUUCUUUUGCCAAGAUUCAAAACUUCAUGGACAUCUGACACCCAAAUCAUUGAAACAGGGUUAGACUAUAUCCGGAACUAUCUGAGAACAUUCCCAAUCCAAGAGUCCCAGAGAUGUGAAAUGUCUGAUGAAGAUGAUUUCUUUUCAUCAAUGAAGGCAAACCCUCCAGAUGCCACUGGUGAACUGCAGGGAUACUUGGCAUGUGCACCUGAUAGCAUGGAUCUUCUUCAUACAUUCCCAUAUGUUAAGAAAUUGUCUCUGCGUUUAAAUACAGGACUUCCUGCUUCAGCAGCAUGUAAACGCUUGUUCAGUUGUGCUGGGCAGCUGUUUACAGCCAAGCGAGCUAGGAUUGACUGUUCAAAUUUCGAAAAUCAACUUCUGAUUGUGAGGACUGCAAAUCCUACUUCAUCAACAAGUGUGAGGUUCAUGGUCCUGCUCUUUUUAUCUCCGAUACACCUGUUCCUUUGGGGAUUACUAACCGAGCAGCACAAACUCUUCCGCCCGGUCUAGAGGUUCGAAUAUCUGACGUUCCUGAUGCAGGCCUGGGGGUAUUUAAUAAGGGGGACACUAUUCCACUUGGUGCACACUUUGGGCCAUGUGA